Molecule: messenger RNA, 7890 nt
Organism: Pieris rapae (cabbage white)
Lineage: Eukaryota; Metazoa; Arthropoda; Insecta; Lepidoptera; Pieridae
Product: neurexin-1
Exons: 28
Coding region: 86-5014 (1642 amino acids)
Source: RefSeq, a predicted model, not a curated record
GGUACAGUCGAUGGAAAACGUAAUUAAGAAAUGAAACGCAAACGGCCGCACUCAUCAAGCGUCGUAUGAUAGCUGACGCACAGACAUGUACCUCGCAAUCAGAAAGAUGCGUUAUUUCCUCUUUUGUCUCCUGUCUCUAUCCCUUCACAUAAACUUCGCGUUCGUUCUGGACAAACAGAAUCCAUAUUCGCAAUUCAAAAAAUGGAAUGCCGCUCUGAAUGGCACAUUGGAGCUUGAAUUUAAAACGGAUCAACCUAACGGUCUACUAUUGUAUACAGAUGACGGGGGCACAUAUGACUUUUUCGAAUUGAAAUUAGUGAAUGGUGCGUUAAGGUUGCGCUACAACUUGGGUGGUGGUGCGCAAAUUAUAACUGUUGGGAGCAAUUUGAACGAUGGACAUUGGCAUAAAGUUCAGGUUGCCAGACGUGACGAACACACAUCUCUAACAGUGGAUGGAAGCACGCAGAGCAAAACGUCGAGAGGCAAAGAGUUUAUCUUUGGAAAAUUCAAUAGUAACUCCGAUGUCUUCGUUGGCGGUAUACCAGCUUCGUAUAAUGCAAAGCUGACAGCCCUGGCUCUUCCAUCGGUCAUCUUCGAACCCAAGUUCCGCGGCGCCGUUAGAAACCUGGUCUACUCGGAUAUUCCUGGUCAGCCGCCUAGAAGACAGGAACUACGACAUUCCAGAGACUUAAAAUCGUCAAGAAUAAAUGCUAGCGGUGAUGCCUGUGAACGAAGAGAUCCAUGUCAACAUGGAGGGGUUUGCAUUAGCACUGAUGAUGGACCAAUUUGCGAGUGUCGUGAUGGGGACUACGAAGGGGCCUUUUGUGAGCGAGAUAAGGCGCCUUCAGAAGCGACAUUCAGAGGAGCUGAGUUCCUUUCAUACGAUCUCACGCAGACUGGAGGUGAACCCAUAGUCAGUACUCAAGAUGCCAUAUCAUUGUAUUUCAAGACAAGACAGCCAAACGGACUCCUAUUUUAUACUGGACACGAAGCAGAUUACCUGAACUUAGCUGUACGCGAUGGAGGCCUGUCUCUUACAAUGGGACUUGGUAACGGCAAGCAGGAGAUGCAUAUCAAGCCCUCCAAAACGAGAUUCGAUGACCACCAGUGGCAUAAACUUACAGUUAGAAGAAAAAUACAGGAAAUAACGCCUUUUACCAGUUUCUGUCGGGUAUCAGCAGUCGUAGAUGAUGUGUACUCUGAGCACGCGCACGUUGCUGGUUCAUUCACGAUGCUGGCCAGCUCUCGAGCGCACGUCGGCGGAUCUCUCAACACUAGAGCUUUGCCUGGUGCAAGAGUCCAUACCAACUUUAUUGGAUGCCUAAAGAAAGUUGAGUUCUCCGCGGACACUCUUCGGUUAAACCUCAUAGAUCUUGCGCGGACUGGCAGUAAACUCAUCACGGUGACCGGUCGUCUGGAGUACGCCUGCACUGCAACCGACUCUGCAGAUCCUGUUACAUUCUCCACCAAAGAAGCUCAUUUGAUCCUGCCGAAGUGGGAAGCGGUGAAAACUGGCACGAUUUCAUUCAAGUUCCGCACGAACGAACCAAAUGGCUUAAUUCUUUUCAACAUGGGCGCGAAGCCUCCAAGGGCCGACCUUUUUGCUGUUGAGAUGUUGAAUGGUUAUAUCUACGUACAUGUAGACUUGGGUUCGGGUGGAGUAAGAGUGAGGGCAUCUCGAAGACGAGUAGAUGACUCUCAUUGGCAUGAAUUUUUACUUAGAAGAACGGGUCGAGACGGAAGAGUCACCGUCGAUGGUGCAAAUGCGGAGUUCAAAACUCCGGGAGAAUCAAAUCAGUUGGAGUUAGAUGGUCCGCUAUUUGUGGGCGGAUUAGGGUCUGAGUACUCAGCCGCUAGAACCCCACCUGCUUUGUGGACUGCCGCGCUAAGACAAGGCUUUGUGGGAUGUAUACGGGAUUUGGUUCUCAAUGGAAAACCGCAGGACUUAACCGCCUAUGCGAGGCAGCAGGACUCGGCAUCAGUCCGACCUGCAUGUCAUGUGUUAAUGAAGCAAUGUGUAUCAUCACCAUGCCAACACGGUGGCAUCUGCUCUGAGGGUUGGAAUCGACCGCUCUGUGACUGCUCCUCCACCAAUUACGGUGGACCAACUUGUGGACGAGAAUCUCCAACAAUAUUUCUCAAUGGUAGCCAGCACUUGACUGCAUCGUUGGGUCUAGAACACGUUACUCAAACUGAAGAACUGUUACUGAGGUUCAAGACUAGUAAGGCUGGUUUGUUGCUGCGGACAGCAUCAGAAAAUUCCGCUGAUCGGAUAGAGCUCGCCGUUGCUGCCGGGCGAGUCAGAGCAAGUGUUAGAUUAGGAGAUAGAGAAAAGAACCUCCUCGCUGGUACAAAUGUGGCGGACUCUUUGUGGCAUACGGUCCGCUUCUCUCGACGGGCAUCGAACUUAAAGCUGCAGGUAGACGGCGGACAGCCAGUGCGCGGUACGUUAUCCGAGACUAUUCUAGGGAAAGCUUCAACCUUAGAAAUAUCAUCGUUGCACCUCGGAGGACUCUUCCAUCCCGAAGAGGAAAUCCAAAUGACAUCUACUCUACCAAAUUUCGUAGGAUACCUUCAAAACUUUGUCUUCAAUGGAAUAAAGUAUAUCGAUCUCGCUAAAACCUUGGGUAUCGGAACACAUGAAGACAACAAUAACAUUUACGAUACAUCAAAUAUUAUAUUCAAUGGGAAAUUUACAAAACCAGACUCACUCAAUGUCUAUAAGGCUGUGACAUUUAAAUCGAAACACACGUACGCAGGACUGCCAUUAUUAAAGGCUUAUGGAAACACGUAUUUGGACUUUUACUUUCGGACUACGGAAAUGGAUGGUCUGUUAUUCUACAAUGGUGGUAAAAAACAAGAUUUUAUCGCCGUAGAGUUAGUGAAUGGACACGUUCAUUGUGUGUUUAAUCUGGGCGAUGGAAUAGUUACUAUGAAGGAUAAAUUGAAGAACUUUUUGAACGACAAUAGAUGGCAUGCGGUGUCGAUUAGACGACCAACGCCGAAAGUUCAUACGUUGCAAGUUGACGAUGAUUUAGAGUUGCACACGACAAGUUCUAAUCUUAUGCUGGAAUUAGAUAGUGUUCUAUACGUGGGUGGAGUACCAAAAGAUAUGUACACAUUGCUUCCUGUUGGCGUAUUAUCAAGACAGGGUUUUGAAGGCUGUAUGUCCAGUUUGGACUUGCCGGGAGAGUCACCAUCUUUAGUGGAUGAUGUGGUUGUCCCGAGUUCGUCAUUGGUAUCCGGAUGUGAAGGUCCUACUAAGUGUACUCACAACGCUUGCGCGAACAAGGGUGUAUGUGUGCAGCAGUGGAACACUUAUGUAUGCGAUUGUGAUCUCACUUCCUUCACUGGACCUACCUGUUAUGACGAAUCCAUAGCGUAUGAAUUUGGUCCCGGUCGUGGAAUAAUCACAUACGCAUUUCCGCCAAGUGCUGUGUCAGACACGGAGACGGACAAAGUGGCUGUUGGUUUUGUGACCAGCAAAGCCGAUGCAGUUAUAUUGAGAGUUGAAUCAUCGAAUACACAGGACUAUAUGCAAAUGGAGAUCAUCCGCGGAAACUUGUUUUUUGUGUACAAUGUGGGCGAUGGCGAACAUCCGGUAGGAGAUGAAGCAGCUAGAGUAGACGACGGAGCCUAUCACGUCGCCAGUUUUACAAGAAAUGGAAGCCGCGCUGCUCUACAACUUGAUAACUACGCCGUCAAUUUGAGACAUCCACAAGGUGGGCAACAAUCAACAGUCUUCAACAGUAUGUCCAAAAUAAUCGUUGGUGGAGGCUCAGGUGGUGCAAGGUCAUUUAGUGGUGUCCUCGCUGGUUUAGUGGCUGGAAAGGUCCGGGUUCUUGAUCUGGCUGCCGCUGGCGAUCCGGCUGUUACAGUACGAGGUGAUGCUAGAAGAGCUCAGACUCCACUCGAUAGAGAUAUCAAUAGAAUGCAACAGACACCUCCAUCAGGAUAUGCUGGCCCUGGAGUACUCGAUGAGCUUGUGUAUUCAGGCGCCGGGUCAGGGUGUCGUGAUGAUGAUGAAGACGCUUGUGUGCUACCAGACGCUGGCUCGGGUGAUGACCUUAUCACCCCCGUUUACGUACCGUCUACGAGGCGACCGCCUGCCAUGCGCAAGGGUAAUUUAAGCGGUAAAUUAAUGAAGCCUUGUGACGAUGAAGAUUGCAUCGAAGGGUCCGGAUCUAACGGAGAAGAGAUAACGGAACCAGAACACCCCAUCACCACUGCUGGUAUAAGUAGCACUGCCAGUAUGACUUCACCUACUACAUCCAUAGCCACCGAUCACGUGGAAAAGGCUAUCUCAGGGUUUACAGCGGGAGGGACGGAGGGUGUUGGCACUACUAAGAGCGACCGCACCACAUUACCAGAUCACGAUAAUAUGCACGCGGGCACCGUGGAUACCGCCACUACUCCAGAAAAAGGCACUACUCCUACAGAAGAGGACACGCAUACGCACACGAGCAAUCAGUUCACACCGACAGUAACGCGACACACAGAGGCAGCGCACACAACGGAGGAAGAGAUACCAGACUAUGAAGAUCACACGCACACCAAGAUGGCAACUCGCUCACCUUAUGGCAUAGAUGAAGUGGUGCCUGGAAGCUACCCUGGAUAUAAUGGCCACGAGCCAGAAAUUACAACCAAAUGGUACCAUCCUAAAUCGACUGACAACAGAGUGGUACCACCAGAAUCUGAAUUCUUCGCGACUAUUGUUGGUAUCGUUGCGUCGGUGCUGAUAGCAAUAAUCAUUAUAGUUAUAAUAGUGCUGAAGUUGAUGUUCAAGUUGGACCCUUCGUAUAAAGUAACUGAAGACAAGAGUUACCAGCAGAGUGCUAGCGCGGCAUUGCUUGCGAAUCAGGCUCAUUCAAGUUAUCAAACCGGUUCAAAUGUACAGACAGGUGGCGCUGUUCGAAACUUGCAGCCAUUGCCUCUCAACAGGAACGGAGCAACGCCCCUCGCACCGAUGCCGCAGCCAGUUAAGCGCGAUGGUAUCAAAGAAUGGUACGUGUAAUUAGGCUGCAUAGUACAUACAGUAGUUACUGUAACGAAUACUUUUAUAGGCAGCAGGGACAUUCUUUUACGUUAAACAGAUUUGAAGAAAUUCUACUAUGAAUUAUUUUAAAAUGAAUUUUAAAUAUAUGAUGUUUUUCAAGAUUUUUACAAUGUUUACCAAAUAAUUGUUGGUUUAAUUAUAAUCUCACAUACCGGAAUCAUCAGAGGCUCCUUACCAUUUUUUUUUAAAUAAUAAUAAUUCAAUUCAAUCAAUAACUGCUGCUUAUAAAUGAACGUGUACUCUGCAGUGCUAAGGCCAUUCAAGAAAUACGAAGAUCAUUUUCUCAGAUACUUUGGUUUAAAAUGGAAUAGGUAGAACAUUUAAAGAUCAUUUCUCUCCAGGUAUCUGUUAAUAUGAUCGCCCGACUUCGCUCGUUAGAUUCGCGUGUCCAUACAAUCCUUAACGGACAUAUCAGAUAGUUAAUUUUAUAUACCAUAGUCAAUAUACCCGUAGUCGCUUUUUAGCUGGUUGUAUUUUGUCUCUAUUUGUGAAAUAAAUAUUUUAAAGGUUUUCGUUCGUAGGAAAAUAACAGCAAAUAGAGACAUAUCUGUAAAGUAUGAAGGCAUAUACAGUGUGAUCGACUGAUUCGCAAAUGUUAGUGUAAAUAAUGUAAUGUUAGUCAUUCGUGCGAUUGAAAGAGAACCAGAAAGUUUCAUAGAAUAUGGAAUUGCUUUUUACUAAAUGGAGUCUUGUAGGAUCGUUGCAAAUUGGUUAUCUGAUUGAAUAAUAGACUAAUUCUGUACAGUCUUUCUACUAAAUAAAUCACCAAACACGCAUUUUACUUUGGCUCUGACAAAUCCCGCUUACGUUACUAAGUUUACUUUUACCAUAUAAAAAUAAGAAAAUAUCGUUAAUAUUAGUGCUGCCAACACUGAAAAUUAAGCAUAUCGUUAAACUGAAGACUACGGUAAUAUUACGAUUUUCUCUUUCCUAUAUUUAAUAAAUCUUUUACAAAUAUUUUAAGAUGCCACACAAAGAUAUGUAUGAUAAUAAGAUGUAAGGGUGGAUUUUGGAAAUUCGGCGUAAAAACCUAAAGAAGAACGCUAGUUGAACUUCUGAUUGAAAAUAUAUGGUGAUCCUUUUUAAUAAAAUAUCGCAUUUAAUUCAUAUUUGAUCAUAUAAGCGACCACAAUCAAAAUUGUUGAUUAAAUUGUCCGUAAUGGCGGAAUAUAUCUAAUUGAAUUCAAAGCUGAAUUAACAACUGCUAAUGAACGACUCUUGUUCAAUAAUGCAUAUGCUAUAUUUCUAUUACAUUUGUCCAUUAAAUCCGUUUUUAGAAAAAUUACAUUCAGCUUUAGAAGAAUGGAUAAGUUUCAGGAUUACAAUAAAUAUUAUUUGUAAAAUUCUAUCGAAGGCCUACCUUACAUUAUACAAACCACAAUCAGUAACAUCAAGUUAAUAUAAAUAAAGUGUUGAAGUUUAACAUAACUUUAAAUAUUAUAAUAACUUGUGACUUAAUAUAAUGUUACACUAUUGUGGUUUAAAGCAUUAAAAUCAAAGAUAUUAAAAAUAUAUAGAGCGGGCGUUAGGAAUUUGGUUUAAUUAUAAUAAAUAAAUUUGUUGUCUAAAAAGUUAGUUUACGGACGAUAAUUUUACGCCAUAAGAAGACAUACAUGAAAAAUUGCGUACUUUUACGAAUUGAAUUAAAUUAUUAUCUCUAAUUAUAAUUAUUUUCUAUAAAUCAAACAAAUUAACUGAACAUGUUUUAUUUUCGAUACAACAACAUACAUUUGCACUCGUUAACACAUAUUUUUUACUCAAAUUAUAUAAAUUAAAAAUAACAAUUUGCUAAGAUAAAGGCUAUUGAGUGUCCCGCGCUCUCGCUUGCACGCUCGGCUCAGGCGGAACGUGAAAAUGGCUCGUGUUACGCUCGGCUCAGGUGGAACGUGAAACUGGGUCAUGUUACGUUCGGCUCAGGCGGAACGGUACAAUGAGUCAUGGUUUUUCAUUCGUGCAAACAGCGUUCAUAGAUUUAUGAGACGUUAUCACAUCAAACAUUAUAUAUAUUUCAUUUUCAAAUACAACAAUAAACGAUUUAUUUUUACUUUUGAAAUUUUCGGUUCUAUGUUUAAUGCCCGCUCUAUUUCUAAUAUUCGUCUCAAUUGCAUCCUAUUUAAAUAGGUAAGUAAUCUUAAAUUUAAAUGGCGAUAUAUUCGUAAAUACUAGGUGAGAAUAUAAAAUUAGAUGCAAGACCAAUCCCGGAAGAACAAGAUCGGAACGCAAAAUCGUUUUGUUUUUUGUUUUAUAUUCUCACCCUUCAGUAAAUAUACAUAUAGAUAAUGUAUAGGAUUGGACGAUGAACAUAUUUCUAACUAUGAUUAGUUUGUGGUUUUGAAAUGGUCAAAAUUAAACAUGUUUCAAUACCUUUUCCUCUAGCUUCUGUGUGCAAUUCUUAAACUUUUAAAAUUAUAUUAAUGCUUAAAAGUUAAUAUUCCAUCCACCGUCCCGUUUCCUCUUUCCAAAACUCAAUUAGCUUUAAACGAAUGUCAUAUUUAUAUAGAAUGUUAUAAAGCACAGGUUCUAGGUUCUACUGUAUAUAGUUAAUAUAAGAAAUAAUUACUGUAAUGCCACACUCGUUUUACGGCACAAACUUAGAAAAAUUUAUUUCCCUGUCAAUUUUAGUGUUUAAUGUGUUAGAAAUUUGUAUCGAAUUUAAUUGUUUAAUUGUAGAUUAUGAUUUUUCUGGAAGGAAAUUUAAUUGACGUUUAUCAAAUAAGUCUGCUUCUAAUAUAAAUAAAAUAUGUGUUCCAAGUUAUUGUACAGUUUAUAGACGACUUCGGUCGGACCAAGUUUUGUUCUACAUAAAUGCGAUCAAUACAAUGUAAUUUACAUCA